GGGUUUUUUGUAAAAUUUUUCCUGUUUUUUCGAGAGAAAACCCCAGCACCCCUCUCUCUCACGUUUCAGUCUUCACGCCGGCUCCUCCUCCUCGCCUCCGGGCCUAUCGCGCUCGGUGCUGGCUUGCCGCCGGUCGCAACCUAACUUACCGUCUGCCCACCGCACGCCACAACCGCCGUCUGCUGCUUCCCGUUGCGUACUCUACUUUCGUGGACAACAACUAAUGAAAUCGAAACAAAUCGAGCCGGAUUGCAAUCCUUGCUGCUGCGCGUUGUAAAAGAAAGCAUAUUGUUGCGCUGGAAUAACCCCAUCAAUGGUUCUCUUUCGAAUCUCUUACCUCCGAUCGUCAUCAUUUCGUCUCAAGAUCUCCACCUUAUCUACCUUGCAGCUAAGUACAAUCUCUUCUGCCGAUUUAUUCUAUGACCAUCUGCAGAAAAACAAUGGUAAUGUGGAGAAAACUCUUGCUAAUGUAAAGACCAAAUUGGAUUCUAGAUGUGUCAACCAAGUAUUACAUAAAUGUUCCUUCGAAAUAUCUCAAAUGGGUCUUCGAUUUUUUAUAUGGGCUGGUCGACAGCCUAAUUAUAGGCAUAGUUCUUUUAUGUACAGCAGAGCUUGUGAACUGAUUGGAAUUAAGGGAAGCCCAUGUUUGCUUUUUAAUGUUAUUGAAGAUUAUAAAAGAGAGGGUUACCUUGUUGAUGUUAGGAUGUUUAAGAUUAUUUUAAACCUAUGUAAAGAAGCUAAGCUUGCCAAAGAGGCUUUGUCCAUUUUAGGGAAAAUGCCUGAAUUUCAUUUGCGUGCUGACACUUCAAUGUAUAAUCUGGUUAUAAGCUUAUUUACUGAGAAGGGUGAGAUGGAUAUGGCGAUGGAGUUGAUGAAAGAGAUGGAUUCAGUUGAUAUACAUCCUAACAUGAUCACUUAUAUUUCUUUGCUCAAAGGAUUCUGUGAUGUGUGUCGUUGGGAUGAUGCUUAUGGGUUAUUUAAGGCUAUGAAGGAAAGUGGAUGUCCACCCAAUACAGUGGUUUACUCUGUGCUACUUAAUGCUGCCAGUCGGAAUGGGAUUAUGGAAAGGCUAAUGGCAGUGUUGGAGGAGAUGGAAAAACAAGGGGGAACUUGCACUCCAAAUACUGUCACAUACACUUCCAUAAUCCAGAGUCAAUGUGAACUAGGCCGGCCUCUGGAGGCAUUGAAGAUAUUGGAUAGAAUGGAAGAGUUUGGUUGUGCUCCAAAUCGUGUUACAAUUAGCUGUUUAAUCAAGGAAUUUUGUAAAGAUGGUCACGUGGAGGAGGCUUACAAGUUGAUUGAUAGACUUGUUGCAAGAGGUGGUGCUUCAUAUGGUGAUUGCUAUAGCUCACUUGUGGUAUCUUUGGUUAAGAUGAAAAAGAUUGCAGAGGCAGAGGAGCUAUUUAGAAACAUGUUAGCCAAUGGGGUGAAGCCAGAUGGUUUGGCUUGCAGUCUCAUGAUCAGGGAAUUGUGCUUAGAGGAGCGAGUGCUAGAUGGUUUUAACUUAUGCUACGAAAUCGAUAGGAAUGGAUAUUUAUCUUCCAUUGACUCUGAUAUUUAUUCUCUUCUUUUAGCUGGACUUUGUGAGCAUGACCACUCUGUGGAUGCUGCAAAACUUGCAAGGUUGAUGCUUAAAAAAGGGAUUCGUUUAAAACCGUACUGUGCUGAAAGUAUCAUCAAACAUCUAAAGAAAUCUGAAGACCAAGAGUUAGUUAUGCAUUUGGGUGGAAUAAGGAAAUGACAAGCAAAACUAAGAACUUAAUUAUGGGAUUGGAGGUGUUAAUUUUCACCAACAUUUUAAACAAAGGCUUUUAGCAAGCUUAAGUUGAUUCAAAACAACCAACAUGUAGAUUCACUCAUAGUGGAUAUGGAUGUCAACUCAGUAGUAAUUGCAGGUUAUAAGUUUGGUGGCAUACCACUCAAGAGAUAGAAUCUGUGACCUUUCGUAUGGGAGAAAAGAGGAUUUUCAUGACUUUGUGACCCUUAAAUGUUUCACUCUACUGAUGACAGCAAAGGUGUAUCAAAAGUCCUUCCGAACAACAAAUCACAUCUUAGGAGUUGGAGGUUAAUUCUGUUUCGGUAGCCAACCCGAAGUACAUCUUGCUAGUUUCUCAAAUUUCAAUAUUAUUCAAUCAAGUGAAGAUGCUUUAAAAAUUUUGAUAUAGUCAGCCUGAAGUACAUCUUAUUAGCACCGAGCAACUCUGACCUCAUGUUCAGAAGGUGGCUGUUACCCAAGGUCCUGCUGCAGAUUGCUGGAGUUCUGGAUGUCUUAAUAUGCAAAUUGGAUCUCUCCUCUGAUUGCGAUUAAACCAAGUCAAUCUUCCAGAUUCCUGAUCUCUUGGUUUGGCGCUUUCCAUCUGACCACGUCAUUUUUGACCCUUCUGUUUUUCCUUCCUGAGCUCUUUGAGAUUAAAUUGUAUUAGCUGUUUUUGAGCUCUUUAGGAAUUAUAUUAGGUACUUUUGAGCUCUUUUGGAAAUCUGCUCGGUAUGAUAGAAAGUGAAUUUGGAUAAUAUUGUUAUUUUUAUCGUUCGAAAUCGUCCAGCUUAUUGUCAUAAAAUGCUCCAAAUUGUCCACUCUAUGCUUAGGCUCUCCUGCAUAUUAUAAAUUAAAUAAAGAAGGUAUGAGCACUGUUCAAUGAUAUUGCAGCAUGUGGACAUACACAAAAUAUCGCUCUAUAUAAAAAUAUCUGGAGAGGCCCCACCCCUGGAAGGAUUCGUUUCUUUUUUUGGGAGGUCAGUCACAGUAGUAUUGAUACAACUGAUGUUCUUAUCAAGAAGGCUCCUUGAAUUGUUUCUACGCCAAGCUGGUGUGUCCAACGUCACAAGAGAGGUGAAUCUGUUAUGCACAUUCUGCUUCUGGUGUUUUGUGACUAUGCUUAAUCAUGCUGGAUGAGAAUACUGCCCUACCCCAAGUAUCAUGUGGUUUUUCGAAAUGACCCUCUCGUCCUUUUUAAUAUGCGCCUUAUUGGCCAUCCGUGUAAGAAUGAGAAUGCUAUUAUGUGGACCUUCAUCAUCAAAGCCUACUUUUGGCUCAUAUGGAAUAAGUGGGAUCAAUUUGAAGAUAAAGAAUCAGAUUUCACAUAUUUUUUUAUCACCUUUUGUAUACAUCUCUCUCAUGGUAGAUGAAACUCAGGGCAACAUCUCCAAGCAAAUACAUUCAAGUAAUUCAUGCAUCCCUUAUGCGGGUGAACGGUGAAACAUUAAUUAUAAUUGGUAAACAAGCUCAUUGACACCCAUCAUUCUUUAGUUCACAUUUGAUUCUUUGUUUUUGUGGCUGUUGAAAACCUUUUGUCUAUAAAUGGAUGACGGAGAAUGGCUGCUGAAAA
This is a messenger RNA of Benincasa hispida (wax gourd), 3326 nucleotides long. RefSeq names its product Tetratricopeptide repeat (TPR)-like superfamily protein. Lineage: Eukaryota; Viridiplantae; Streptophyta; Magnoliopsida; Cucurbitales; Cucurbitaceae. Gene Ontology annotation, biological process: chloroplast-nucleus signaling pathway; mitochondria-nucleus signaling pathway. Gene Ontology annotation, cellular component: chloroplast. The record is from RefSeq and is a predicted model, not a curated record. Gene Ontology annotation, molecular function: protein binding.